UGCGAUCAUGUCUAGUCGCCAACAGAUCGAUUCUGUCAUCGACGACGAUGACGAGUUCUGCGAAGAAGGCCGAUGCCCAAACUGCCGGCGCCCGUACGAUGAAAGUACCAUCGAAUACAAGAUUCCGGACGCGGAGGAACCUGGCAUUAAAGCACCGCAAAGCCGCCGCCGCCAAGAAGAAGGAAUCCGAGAAACGAGAAAUCGAAGCAUCCAGCCGAAAGAACCUCGCCGGUGUCCGUGUUGUCCAAAAGAACCUGGUUUAUGUGAUAGGUCUCAAUCCUACCAUCCGUGAUGAGAGCCAACUGUUGCAAACACUCCGUGGGAAGGAAUAUUUCGGCCAGUAUGGUGACAUUGAGAAGAUCGUAGUGAGCAAAGCCAAGCCAGGUGGCAAUCAACACCAGGGGAUCGGGGUCUAUGUUACCUUCUCGCGCAAGGCCGAUGCUGCUACUUGCAUAGCUGCGGUGGACGGGUCUCCGAAUGGUGAUCGUGUUCUGAGGGCCCAAUAUGGAACGACUAAAUACUGUUCAUCUUUCCUUCGCAACGAACAGUGUAAUAACCGCAACUGCACAUUCCUGCACGAAACCGGAGAGGACAGCGAGAGCUAUAGCCGGUCCGAUCUUUCAUCCAUGAACACCCUCUCAAGCCAGCGACAGCAGACUCCGAACACGAUCCCUUCCCGCUCAGCACAACCUAUCACCCAUACUAUGCGUCGGCAACCCAGCAAGGAUGACUCGGUCAGCGGUCGAUCGGCGGUUCCUGAUGGCCCAGCUCUUCCUUCUUCCGCGAGCUGGGCAAACAAGGACGUCACAAUCAAAGCCCGCCGGCCUAGCUUGACGGGGAGCCAGGCGUCUCAAAGUCCACGCCCAGCAAGUGUCAAUGUCUCCACAUUAGCCGACGAUGCGAAGCGCACAGAGCGUCCUUCACCCAUUGCCCAGGAAUCACGAGUGUCUCAGCCUGAGGCACCGUCACCUACAAGUCGUGCGGAGCCCCGAGCCACGAAACCUCGCUCUCGGUUGACCAGCCCUCUUGAUCUCGUUGUGAAAAACCUUACAUCUCCAGACUUCAAGUUUGUGUUCUCAGCUAGUGAACUAUCUGAUGAUGAAGUUAAAGCUAUUGGGCAUUUCGCGUCUGUGCUUGAUCCAUAUGGUGGCCUCAAAAGACGGGCAAUGCGGGAGAGCGCAGAACAAGAGCGUCUGAAUCGUGAGCAAGAGCUGUUGCAAAAUGCUGCCGCCGAGGAGGAUAGUCGUGAGGCUGGUAGUCUGCAGCUUGGUGGAGAGCCUGAAGACGUCAAUCCUCCCAGAGGAAGUCAAAGUCGGGAAUCACAUGGUGCUAUUCAACCACCUUCGCAACAGGGUACUGCUGACAAUUCGACAGUCGGGUCCCCUGUCUCGGCAUCUAGCAUUCAAUUCCAGGGGUUAAACUUGGCCGCUGGUCGUAGCUUAACUCCCCUUCAGCAACAGCAGUUGAUGCUCUUGAAAUCAGCAGGUAACCAGCAGGCUGGGUUGUCCGAUCCGAUGAGCUCUGCCGCUUUAGAUCAAGCCGCCCAGGCCCGACAGAGUGCGCUGCAGGGGCAGCUAGCGCAGUACAAUGCCCUGCAAGCUCAGAGCCGACAGUCCUCUCGGUUUUCAUUUGCUCAAGAUGCUAGCACAAAAAAUCUCAAUAAUGCACGCAUGCUCGGUCAGAUGCAGCCUGGAACCCCGAACCCCCUGACAGCCCCAAGCCCGCAACAUGCUCUAUCGAGUGGUUUUUAUGCCAGCGGCGUUCAGGGCCCACCUCCAGGCCUGAAGACCGCCGGGACCCCACCCAUCAGCGGCGGUGGAAUGUUCGCCCAGGGUCAUGGCUUCACCGCGAACGCUAAUGUUGGCAUUGGAAAGCAAGAUGCGACCCCCGAGUUGAUGCGUGAAUUGUUCCGUGGCCGUGGUGCCACGAGUGUUGGAAGUGCGCAGGGCCAGGACGCCUCUAAGCGUGAGUUUAUGUUCCCUUUUCUUCAACAGCACCAAACCCCACCCCCCCUGAAUCCCGUCAACGGCCUUCUCAGCUCUUUCUAUGGGCCCCAGGCAGGUUCAACGCCUGACUCUGGUGGCUCACAGAAGCAGAAGAAGAAGGGGAAGAAGCAAAGACACGCUAACACUUCCUCCGGUGGAGGUGGUGUAGUAGAUCUUGCGGACCCGAGCAUUUUGCAAGCGAGGAUGCACCAAGUCGGUGCCAAUGCUACGGCUGGACAGGCGUUGUAUGGGAGCCAGGGUCAAGGCGGGUACAACCCCUCUAUGGUCUACGGCGGCAAUUUUAGCCGCUGCUUUGCUAACCAUGGAUUUGAAGUGGAUGAAGAAUUUCCUCCCUUGGGCAGUCAAUCCAAGGAAAACCAGUCAGUGGAUACUUUUGGCUUUCUCAGGUCUCAGAUCAGCAAUGAAGCCAGCGGCCGUGCAGGGACACCGUCUGUUCCGCCCGGCCUUUCACUGCCGCGUGGACACCCUGCGUCUGCGUUUCAACAGCAAAGAGACCCUUCAAAGCCAUCCUCCCCGGCGCCUCUUUUCCCUCCUGGCUUGAGUGCGCUUUCUCGGGAAGGCAGCCCGUCCCAGUCUCGCUCAAUAAGCCCGGAGACAAACACGCGGACUGGAUCCUCCUUGCGAUCGAAAGAUGCAUUUCAAAUUUCACUAGGUUCUCCGGUCGCCAAAUCUACGCGCAAGCCCAGGUUGAAUACCAAGCUUGACUUGACUGCUGCUUCUGCUCCCGGUGAGAAAGAUGUGUUCAAGACGGAGAGCCCUAUGAUCACCAAGGCAAGCCCCGUGGGCCCUCAGAUGCCGUCGUCAGCUGUGGAUGGCCCGUCUGCUAGGUCGGAGGGGCAAUCGCCUGGAACGUUUCCCCCGGGACCAGGGUCCGUCUCGGCGAUUAGCUCACGUCCUAAUACUCCACUGACAACGGCUUCUCGACUCUCUGAUGCUUCCGCUCCUCGCCAGCCCCGUAUCCUGCGCGUGGUAGAAACGCCCAAGCCCGAUGCUGCUGCCCCAGUGGCUAAAGCGCCAUCCAUCGCAACAUCCACUACCGGGCAAAUGAAGUACGGCUCACGCCGACAAAGUUUGUCCUCAGCCAGUCGUCCAGAUAGUCCCCCUGGCGAUCUGAGCUGGGAGGCUGAUACUUUCGCAUCUGCGUCUCGUACCAACUCUCCACCCCCUGCUAACCGCAUUGGGUCCGCCCCAGUGCGUGCGAUGACAAAGAGCCAAGCCAAGAAGGAACGUCGCCAGAAAGCGAAGGAAGCCGAAGCGAAGAAAGCUGAGGUUGCUGCUACCUCUGAGGAGCCCGUUCAGGCACCCAUCAUCGGUCGAAAGCGCAAAACUAAGAAGGCAACUUCCAUUGCUUCGGACCCAGCAGUCUUAGCUCCCUCACCCGUUGACAAGGCGAGUCCUGUGAAGUCUGAGAAGGAGCCUCCUCAGAGCGCAGAACUAAAUGCUGAAUCUUCUCAAACAUCCAAACCGAAGGAAGAGCCUGCUCCUGACCCCAAGGGGAACGACGAUGCUCAAGCCAAGGUUGAACGAAGUGAAGAACCAAAGGCCGCGCCCGUAGAGAAACCUACUGAUCAGAAGGACUCUAUGGAACCCUGGCAAUCACACAAUACAAUGCAGCAGCUGCUCAAGGACGCAGAGGAAACCAAUCGAACUAUCAAGGAUUUGUUUUCGGAGAGGACCAAGCCCUUGCAUGAGUUGCUUGCUGAUAUGCGCUCUUCUAUGAAUUUUGAUAUCAAUAAAAGCUCCCUGUUUCACCCAGGCAACUUGAGUCAGCGCACGGAUAUGAAAUGCACCGCUCGCGAUUAUGAUUCUUGGAAGCUGCCUACGGAGCUGAACGAGGAACACCGAAAGGCUCUUCGCCGUGGGGAGCCAAUUCGCGAUGAAGAGCGGUAUCUGGCCCUUGAGAAAGCUACAAGCGAGAUUCCGGAGCCGUUUGUAUUCGGAGAUGAUUCCAACAAUAUCAACGGGGGUCUGGAUGCCCUUUUUGCCGCUUCCGAAAAGUACAAAAUCAGUUGGGUGGAUGAUGCGGCUCCCCGAACAGGGACAGACUCCCUCGUCCCGCCUAAUGUUCUUUCAGCAAUGGAAGCAGACACCACCCGUAAUCAUGACUGGGCGGUGGCUCAGACUGCUGAGCUUAUGCAUACCACUACUGCUGCCGUACGCUCCUUUGCUGCGGCAACAGCUAAACAAAUGCUUGGUACCUCCGCUGUGCCUGGAUUGAACCCUUCCUUCGACGAUGUGGCUGCUAUGACUGAUGAGGAGCUCAAGGAGCUUGCCACCAAAUCCCAGAAGGAUCUGGAGGGUACUCGCAAAGAGUUGGAUUUGAUCGAUAAGAAGUUCAACGCUCUUCUUCGCCGUAACAAGAAGAUUCAACAGCAGGCCCUUGUCACCACUGCUGAUCCCAAGGCCUAA
Penicillium chermesinum is the source of this 4415-nucleotide messenger RNA. RefSeq names its product CCR4-NOT core ubiquitin-protein ligase subunit MOT2. Gene Ontology annotation, biological process: protein ubiquitination. Gene Ontology annotation, molecular function: RNA binding; ubiquitin-protein transferase activity. Gene Ontology annotation, cellular component: CCR4-NOT complex. Lineage: Eukaryota; Fungi; Ascomycota; Eurotiomycetes; Eurotiales; Aspergillaceae. The transcript has 6 exons. The record is from RefSeq and is a predicted model, not a curated record. The coding region runs from base 48 to 4415 and encodes 1455 amino acids.